Clunio marinus is the source of this 1158-nucleotide messenger RNA. NCBI's taxonomy places the organism in Eukaryota, Metazoa, Arthropoda, Insecta, Diptera, Chironomidae. The record is from the annotation of a GenBank genome assembly.
GCCUUAUGAAAAAAAGCUAACAACAAAUAAAUUUUAAUUUCUGUUGAGGAUUGCGAAAUUAUAUUAUUUAGUGAUAAAAAAAAUACAUUAUACCAUACCCAAAAGUUGUCUUAUGCUUAAAUUUGAGCAAGCAUAUUGCUAGUAAUAAGUUAAAAGUUAUUAAAUGGAAAGUUGAUAUCCAAAAACAUGUUUAAUUUUCAAAAGACCAUAAAGCUUCUGACCAAAGUUAUUACUGCUAAUCAAAUGGCACUUUUCUCAUCGCAACCAAAACAUCCUUUCACGGUUUUUGUCGAAGGAAAUAUCGGCAGUGGAAAAACCACAUUUCUCAAGCACUUUGAGAAAUUCAAUGAUAUAUGUUUGUUGACCGAGCCAGUGGAACGCUGGCGAAAUUUGAAUGGCGUUAAUUUAUUUGACUUGAUGUACAAGAAUCCAGAAAGAUUUGCAAUGCCAUUCCAAAACUAUGUCACUUUGACCAUGCUUAAACUUCAUAUUCAAGAAACAAGCAAGCCAAUAAAACUCAUGGAACGAUCAAUGUUCAGUGCUCGUUAUUGUUUUGUGGAGAAAAUGCUUAGUAAUGGAACUUUACAUGAGGGAAUGUAUCAUGUACUUCAAGAAUGGUACAAUUUCAUUCAUGAUCAUCACCACGUUCAAUGUGAUCUGAUCGUUUACUUAAGAACAUCGCCUGAAGUUGCUUAUGAACGUAUUAAAAAACGUGCUCGCGAUGAAGAAAGUUGUGUUCCUUUCGAAUAUAUCAAAGAUUUACAUGAGCUUCAUGAAAAUUGGCUAAUUCAUGGACAGUUUUUCCGACCAGCUCAAGUUUUAGUUCUUGAUGCUAAUUUGGAUCUCGAAAACAUUAAUUCAGAAUAUCGACGAUCAGAACUGAGCGUUCUCAAACCUAUUAUGAUUGAAAACACAAACCAAAGUAUUACAGCUUCACCUAGCAAGAAGAGUGACCAAGAAAGAAUGUUUUAACAGUAACUAUACAAUUAUUUUAGGGACUAAAUAAAAUUCUUUGCGCUCCGAACAUAUUUUUUGAUUUUCGUACGUUUGAAUAUCUAGAAAAUAAAUAAAAGCUCCAAAAAUUAUAUAUUUUUAUGCAAUUCAUUGAAUAAAUAUCUCAAAAUAAUUUUGUUUUAUGAUUUUAUAUCUACGUAAAUU